AUGGCCCCCUCAUCGCUCUUGUUGAGUGUAGGAUCGCUCAUUGCUUCGUCCUUGGUCUCAGCAACAGCCCUGGAGGCUCGUGAAUCGCAGACAUACCAGCUUGUAGAGUCCUGGCAGGGCGAAAGCUUCAUCAAUGACUGGACAUUCUUCGACGGCUCCGACCCUACUAAUGGCUAUGUCACGUACGUCAACCAGAGCCUCGCUGAAGAAUCCGGUUUGGUCAAAGUCACUUCGAGCGGUAGCUUCUAUAUGGGUGUCGACUACGAGAACACGCUGAACCCCAACGGCCCCGGCCGUGACUCCGUACGGAUCGAGUCGAAAAAGUACUACACAGAGGGUUUGUAUGUCAUCGAUAUCGAGCACAUGCCUGGCAGCAUUUGCGGCACAUGGCCCGCCUUCUGGUCCGUCGGUAAGGACUGGCCCAACGACGGCGAGAUUGAUAUCAUCGAAGGUGUCAACCUGCAGAAGGCAAACGAGAUCGUCCUUCACACCAGUGGCACUUGCGAUGUCUCGGGCAGCAACGACAUGACUGGCACCCUCUCUUCCUCUGAGUGUGGCGAGGCUUCUGGCACGGUCGGAUGUGUUGUCAAGGGGACCAAUGGCAGCUCCGGCACUCCUUUCAAUGAGGCGGGGGGUGGUGUGUAUGCCAUGGAGUGGACUGACGCCUUCAUCAAGAUCUGGUUCUUCGCUCGCAGCAAGAUUCCCGCUUCGCUUUCCGGCGGCAACCCCGAUACCUCCUCGUUCGGAACACCUAUGGCGCACCUGCAGGGCUCCUGCGACUUUUCCGAGCGCUUCAAGGCACAAAAGUUCAUCAUUGACACGACCUUUUGCGGUGACUGGGCCGGUGGUGUUUUUGGCGAAUCUAACUGCCCCAUGAGCGAUUCCAGCAGCGCCACUCAGAGCUGUGUGAACUACGUCGCUCAGAACCCCGCUGCUUUCAAAGAGGCUUACUGGGAGAUCAACUCCAUCAAGGUCUACCAGUACGGCGCCAGCGCUGCUUCGUCCGCCGCUACCUCCCAAGCCACAACCCCCAAGGUCGAAAGCACUCUAGUCUCGGUCCAGGCUGCCAAUACCGCAACGGCUACCGUUCCCGUCCCCGCUGAGACCACCGUUGUUCCCCAGACAGCUCAGACUAACGCAGUGGCGGAAGGAACCUCCGCUGCCGAUCACGCCACACACUCGUCUGCCGAGUCCACGACUAUUCCCGCUGUUACAGCUGCCACCGCUGCUCCCACUGCGUCUGCGGCUGAGGGCGGUGAUUCGGAGUUAGAAUCAACUAGCACCGUCUAUGUCACAUCGACUACCACUAUCUGCCCUGUCGAGGAAAGUUCAUCUGCAGCUGCCCUUGGUGGCAAGAACAACGCUGUCUCUAGUGAGAGUUCUGGCGCCGAGGUCGUUGCAACUUCCAUCGCUGCUACUCCUACUGCCGCCGCAAGUGAGCAACCCGCCGCUGAUGCCGUCGCAACUUCUGCCGCUGCUGCCUCUACCGCUGGUACUGUUACCGAGUCCGAGACUGGCGCAUCCCAGCUGACCGCAGGCGCUCUUUCUGAAAUCCCCACAACAGCUCCGGAACCUGUCUCCCAAGCUGUCAGCACGGCAUCCUUCGAUGACUCUGACAGUGCCCAAAGCGACUCUGGAGAGCAGAGCUCUAUUGCCUCUGCAUCUGCUGCACCUUCCACAAUUCCUGUGCCAGCCUCAUCCGGCGCUGCUGCUCUAGGUGGCUCUUCUAGCGCCAGUUCAUUCACUUCGUCGCGUCGCGUUCCCAGGCCCACCGGAAGUUCUGCUGCUACAUCCGUCACUGCUAUUGCUACCUGGUCGCCGACCGCUGGUGGUGAAAGUGCGUCCGGCACGGCAACAGGCUCGGCGACACUGACCGCGCCCUCUGAGGUUCUCUUCACUCCUGGUCUCAGCAGCGGCGCAAGCAGAAUGUCGGUUGGUCUUUCCAGCCUGAUCGGUGCCAUGUUCAUUGCUGUUCUGGCAUAG
Aspergillus thermomutatus is the source of this 1983-nucleotide messenger RNA. It is a transcript of the gene eng2, whose product is annotated as putative GPI anchored endo-1,3(4)-beta-glucanase. The record is from RefSeq and is a predicted model, not a curated record. Gene Ontology annotation, molecular function: hydrolase activity, hydrolyzing O-glycosyl compounds. Lineage: Eukaryota; Fungi; Ascomycota; Eurotiomycetes; Eurotiales; Aspergillaceae. Gene Ontology annotation, biological process: glucan catabolic process. The transcript has a single exon. The coding region runs from base 1 to 1983 and encodes 660 amino acids.